AUGGAUGAUUUUCCAGUUGGACAGAACAUCGAGAAACAUCGGAGCACUCGAACUUAUUCCAGCAUGUAUCCCAAGAUACUUUUUAAAAGAAAUACAGCGGCAAGGCUGAAUCAAUGGGCCGCUGAUUCUAGAAGGCGAAGUUUAGUUUUAAGACCACUGCCAUUUUCCUACGAACAGCGGAAGCAAAAUUUGUCUCAGCUUUUUCUCCGAGCAAGACUCCGUGCCGGUAAGUUUCUUCUUGCGUAGAACAGGUCUCUCCGCUUGAUUUAUAUUGAGAAAUUGUAAUACGUUUACUGUUUUAUAAUCUUAUCGGUUUCUGGUGGCGAAUAAACGCCUGAAUUACACAUCAGAACUAUUCAUACUCCGCCGCGCACUCUCACCGUGCGGUAGAUACCCCAAGAAUUACGUAAUUAAAACAAGUAGAAGAAAGUUCAGUGCAGACUCUAGUUUUAGCUUUUCCAAGCACCGAACCAGACAUAAUUUUCGCUCAGAACAUAGUCAUUGAAGUUCAGUUACGACAGGAUAAUUUUCGUUUGUCUUAAUAAAACGUUGGAAAACGAAAAAACAAGGUUCGUGAUAUUUGCUAAGUGAGGAAUUGACGCCUACUCCUUCGAAAACGUGCUUUCAAUUCGCAGUACAAGUCACGUCGUUAAACAGGACGUUCAUUUUCCUGUCUUCACCAAUUUUGAAUUUAAAAGGCAGACAAAACCAGUACUUUAAGCAACAGACGCAGUUAUGAAUAAAUUGCAAAAGUUGCGAAUCGUAUCAAGGAAGUAGAACCACAAGUGAAAAUUUGAAGUUGAAUAUUCAAUCGUUAAGCUCAAAGGGCAAGGUUUCUUGUUUUUUGUUAUUAAAAUAAAAUGCUUGUUACUGACACUGUUUGGACUAUGACGGAAACGUUGAUUAAGGUGUCACUAAUGUGGGACAUAAGCUCUGCUAAACCUUUGAAGUGCUAAACAAAGUGAAGGUUGUGACUACAACAUGGACACCAGGACAAUUCACUAAAAUUGUUCAGGACAACGCGAAACGUUACAGCGAUCUUCCAUUUUCCCGCCAUAUAUAUAUGAAAUUUACUGCCUUUUCAGAAGAUAACAAGAAAGCUUAACAGGCUUUUCUUAGCCCUUUUGGGUCUUUUCGUCAACUUUUUCAGCCCUUGAACUAAAUUUUAGUAUGCCAUAUGUAUUCUUAGAAUUUGAACUGACUUCUUUUUGGCCCUAAGAACACUAAUUUUUAUUCCCUCGAAGGUCAAAUGUUCCGAUCCUUCACAACAUUUGGAGGCGAUAUUUUGCUAAAGAAAAAUGUGGUUUCUACAAUUUUUCAGCACGUGACUCUGGCAACCUACUGAUCAGUUGUCGAUCUUCGAAUGAAAGCCUAAAAUGUGACCAUUCAAACGGUAACCACUGGGCCGUAUUUUCCUGUGGUAGCCCGUGAAUGAAAUUCUAAAAUGGGACUAUUUCUUUAGUCACAGUUAGCCUGUGGAUGAAAUCCUAAAGUUGGACUUUUCAAUUGUAAGCUGCCGUUCGGUUGUUUCCCGUGCUACAAGGUCGUUUUAAAUGGAAGCUACUGAGCAGUACUCUCCUGUGGUACUGUUUAUUUAGACUGCUUCGUCCCAAAAAGGCCUGCGAUCCUCGAUUAAGAGUAGAGCCCUAAAUGAUCAAUCCCUCCAUCCUUAAUUGAUCGAGAGAAGUCUAAAAAGCGAGCGCCGAGGCGAGCUUUAAUGAGGUAGUGCACUGACUGAUUGAGCGACGAGGUCGGGAGAGAUUCCAUGCCCAAACAAAACAGCAAAAAAAUACAGAACUUUGAGAAUGCGUCGCAGGCUGUUUAUUGUGCCGGACAAGGCCAUAGUUCCAACUUAUAAGUCUGUGAGUAGUAAGACUCAGUACUAAGACUGUGGAAGAUGGCAAGCUUGUACUUCUCUGAAGCACCGUUUGUCUCUCAUUAUUUACUAUGAGUUGGCAAAAUGAAAGGUGAUACUUGUUUUCCUAGUUUUCUCCUAUUCAACUUCCUGGAAUGUUUGAACUUCUUAUCGUUGGCAGUCAUUUCAAUUAUUUUUCUUAGCAAAUGCUCUCCUCACUUGGGGGUUGGCGUUAAGUAAGGACAGUUUUUACCCUUGUGGUUUUUCUCUUGUAACAACUAAUUCAAUAAGGUCCCGAAAACGGCAACAUCUACUUCAUUUCGAAGUUUAUAACCUUCAACUCAUGUAGAAAUCGAGGGAAAUCAAGCAGAAUGUAUUAAAUCGGAUUUUGAAAUGUUUGAAAAACGUUUGUUUUAUUCGGCGCCAUUUUUUCCCCCCAGUUUCCAGAGGAAAGCUGUUUGACAGGAUCAACCAGGCGAAGGGACGUGACUAUUCACACGAAACGGUCACUCAAAUAUGCGGUAGUUAACAUCAAACCACAACACGCAAAGCUCUUAGCACAUAGGCAAAACACGUGAAGAAACGGAAUCACAGCAGUUUCGAUCGUGUUUGUAGCACGUAAAGUGACAGUACGAAUUUUCUAAGCUCAGACAAAUGACGAACCCAAUAGGGCCAUCACUGUUCAACUUUAUUGAUAUGAUCAGAAAACGUGUUUAUAACUGAUCUACCUUAAAACGACCUCCUAUACCUCAUUCCUUUGUUUUGGCGGGUGAAAUUUUGUCUCCUGAAGUUCAGUGGAGCUCAAAGCGAUUAAUAAUAUAUCCAUUUAAUCAAGGACAAGACUUGUUCCAGCAAGUCGGAUAACCUUGAAAUCAAAUCAGCUUUCUAUAUUAACCAAAUGUUUUUACUCAAACACAGCGAGUUUAAAUUAAACAGGGCAGCUUGAGAACACAAGCUCUUCAGUCUGGUACGUGGUUGCAGAACUUAAAUCUUUGUAGUAAAUCUGAUUUAAUAAAUUUACUGAAUUUACAUGAACUAGUGUUCAUGGUUCCAUUCGAACUACCGAACUUGAACCUGAACUGGGUAGCGUGGCCACUGAUUUACAUACGAAGACUCCACACCCACCAGAAAAGGAAGAUGCCACCAUGAGAAAAUGACAUAGAUAAAUGAGUCCUCGACGGUCAAGAGACUCUGUUUCCUGUUCUCGCCGGAUUUUUGGGGGGCGUUUUCGAGAAGAUUCCACGAGAGUUAGCCGCCACACCCCUUUGACAACCCGGUUGCUGUGUUGUAUUGCUGGACUGUUGUCGUUUUGAAUGAACACUGAGUCGGUUAACUCAGUUUUACAGAAAACUAGGCGUAAAACUUAAAUCUGAGUUUGUGAACACUGCCAAUUGAAAACCAUAAGGAAUGUCUUCAGAUACUAAUUAAUAAAUGUAUUUUCAUUCGUUGAAAACAAACAGCGAAAUAAGUCUAGUUUUCACUGUUACACUUCAUGGUCAUUCAAAAGUCGCGAACCGACUUGAACAUCGCGAUAAGGGUAUCACCUAUAUUGUUAAGAGGAACCACUUUGCACGGAGUUAUAUGAAACAGCUUUUAAGGAAACCAAAAAAACGUUUUCUCUACACUAUUCCCUCCAAUAGACACAGUAAUGUCUUCAUCCCCAUACUUAGACUUGUCUAGUAGAAACACUCGUACAAGACGCUAGUCGACAGCGGCUUUUGAAUUGGACGAGGCUUAUUUCACGGAUCUCACUAGUAGUUCGACUCGAACAGUGUAUCAUUCAAAUAACAUUUCCGCAGAAAAAUAGGCUUGGGUACCCCUGGCUUCACUUAAUAAAUCUAAAGUACACACAUCAUCUUGCUCUCCUAUAAAGAUUAACAAUUUGAGAAAACUUCCUGAAUAUAAUAACGUUUUCGUUUUUCAUAAAAUGACAUCUUAGAAGACAAUAAUGAUGGAGGAAGGCCAUUCAUAACGACCGUUUCAUUUAGACUGAGUGUCAAAACAUGUCAUUUCCUACCCAAUGUGAAUUGUAUUAAAAAGCUUUUAAAGAAACGGGUCGUUUAUCAGUUUUGCCCCCUGCUUAGCAACUGACUCCGGUUUGAUGAAUAUCGCGGCUUUUUGUGCACUAGAGUUCCUCGAUCGACGAGUGAGUUUUUAAUAUUAUCUACUACACAAAUGAGAGUCCAUGAGCUUUUUCACGGUGUUGCUGAUAAGUCGUUGGUACAAGAAAUGAAAAACGAACAAUGUCCUGAACCAAACCCCGCGACCAUCAAGUUAGACGUGUCUUUCCGCAUGCCGGUAACCUUCUAUAACAGCUCGUUUUUGUGGUACUUUCUAACUUUAACAGCUUACAAUCAUGUUGCUGAAUUUAAAACUUCUUUCAUUGAAACCAUGCUUAGAUAAAGGAAGAUUUCGAUUUUUGUUGAAAUUUAUUUGUUUUAUUUUAAUUUUUACCUGACACGCAAGCUUUUGGGUGAAGUUUUUGAAAAACGAAGCGUUUAAAAUGGUUUCUUUCCUUAUUCUCGAGAUUUUUUUUAUGUUAUCAUAACUACAACAAUCUUUGGGGGUAACAUGAUUUCCUCUUUAUCCAAAAAUUUCAUUCGCAUUGAGACCUUUUUGUAAGCGAGUCACUAUUGACCAUGAACCGCAAAACGUGACAAAAGAGAAUUGAACACGUGAUUUUCGGCCUGUUUUCUUAUACUUAUGUUUAAUUAUAAAGCCGCUAAUCAACAUUGCACUUAUUCUUUGCUGUGUAGCAUAAAAAAAGAAAUACAAUUUUUAUCGUAUAUAAUAAAAACUCCGUUCAUUUCGAAUAUUUAUCGUGGGGUUUAAAUGUCUUCACGUACGUGGGGUUCCCGCGCUCACUUUCGUGCAACUCUACAUGUCGCGCGCGUCUUCUCGUGCCCAGUCCAGCGCUUGUAGGAAGUGUGUACUUACAAAAGUCGUGAAUUCAUGGACGUGUUAUUCAAAACCUCGAGAAUUCAACCAAACACAAAGCUCGUUCUCUUCGUUUAAAGCCAACAUGUACGCCAAACUUUUAUUUCAACACAACAACAUGGGAGGACCAAGUGUGGGUCUCUUUGGUUCAAAAAUUUCUCUUAGAGAACCACGAAUUUUUGACCGUCGAAAAUAUUUUUCACAACUUUACCUUCAAGCAAAGAUGUCUGCCGGUAAGCACGAUAAGGUUUGAAUGAUUUGUGCUGUUAUGAAUUUUAACUUGAAUAUCGCAACGAAGUCCUAACAAAAAGUUUUAUUCACUACUGAUGACUUCUGCCUCUGUGCUGGUUAGCGAACGAUCAAACGGGAAUCAGUCGCCAUUAGCGUACCUGUUGCAGUCGGCAACCAAACAGAAAGUUUUGAGUCUUUUGACAUGAAGUAGCUCAAAGUAGUACAAACCUAGAAUCCGCUCUCCUCUGAUGAAUUUUACGGAAAGAAUAAGUUAUGGGCAAAUCAAAUUUAUUCCGGCAUAAACUCAAAUCGAUCAAAGUUGCGUUAACUUUGUCAGUAUUCUUAGUCGGCUUAUUUGAUUUCGUGUCAGCUACAUUUGACUGUAAACAAAAAGCCUUACCCCUCCCAUAGCUACCGUAAAAGGUUGGACUUCAAUAUCGGCGGCUACGAUUUUUAGAUAAGGGAUUUCAUUCUGAAAGAUUUUCCACAGCUAAUGAUAUUCAAAACGUUCACAAAAUCAUCAGAUUCUACCACUGGUACAUGUUUUGUGAAGACAUUCCUCCUUUUAAUGGAAAGCGUGGUCCUUCGCAUGUCGUCAAACUCUUGCGGUUGUGUCCAGUGACAUGACGCGGGAUGAAUUUUAAAGAAUCUGUUCUGUGCUAUUAGUAUAAACGUCAAUACCAUAACAGAAACAAUCCAUUUCCUUUUUCUUUUCACUUGACAAGCGGAGAAACUAAUGAAACUCCUACUCGAGAUUUUGUUUAGAUGUGUCCUGAUGACGAGUAAUCUAUUUAAACACGGAGUUUCUCUCUUUCUAAUGGUCUUGCAAUGGAAAGAAUUCGAUCAUAGCUUAGAAUUGUGCAAAGUCUAACUUUCAAAACAAACGAAUGCACGGAAAGUACUGCCUAGUUAUCGAAAUCAUUUGAAUGGUCAUCUCGGUCAAGUUAGACGCACCACAGGCUUUACAAAAGUCGCAGCAACAGAAACUUAGUUGUUUUUCAGUUUCAACCCCGCACUUUUUCAUUCUGAGAAAAGUGGUAAAUCAGAUGUAAAAUGUAGAGAAGUAACUUAGAAAAACUACUUCGCGCUCUCUGAGUUGGAUCUCUGUCCGAUAUCAGGGGAGCCUUCAGAACCUUCCAGUUGAUAGAUCAGAGUAAAAGAAUACUUCAGUGGAUAGUUCAGUGCGAAUAGCUUAGCGUGAUGAAGUGGAAAUUAACCAUACUGUUUCAGAGCCACAAAUAACGUUUCCUAUAAGGCAAAGGCUCACAUCAGUUGUCUAGAUUUGAUGUUACAUGUGUAACAGUCUCCUUGGCGAAAUGCGACUGCACAUCAGUUUCUCGGCCUGUUUUGUUUGGAUAGUCCAGUAACACUUCCAGAUGUCCUUCUACAAACUAAUCUAAAAUCUGCGACUGCUUCAUCUUGUACCAGAAUCUGUUCAUUAACUUUAAUUUUAAAAAAAGAUUAUCCUCCCCGUCGUACAAGUAAAAAGACUCACCACUCCGGUAUUUUUAUUUUCACGGAUGAGUACAACCUAACAGCGUUUUCGCUUUGUCAUCAAAAUUGUAAAAGCUUAACAACUAUUUCUCCAAAGCCGCUAUGCCAGCUUUUUUAUUGAGUUGCCUAUCAUCAUUCUUUCAAGAUACAACAGUUGGAAAUCUUCAGCGCUGCGGCCGCUUCGUGAUCUCCUCAGUGCAGCAAAUCAAAUUCAGUCAAUUAGUUGUUGACUUUUCACAGAGAGACUCCAAUCUAACAGUUCUUUAUCUGUUCUGUAAAGAAAUUAGAACCAAAUUUUACAUAAUAGAGACUUCGAUAUGGUUAAACCAUGUCGAGUAUAUUCAAAGUAUGUUUUUCAGUGUUUGUCAUUGGAGGAAGUGACAUGGGCACGAGAAGACUGCGGGCGCAUUGGAUACUUAUUGCACCGGCGGCAAUCAAAGUUGCGCUUCUCGUGCUUCGAAUAUUUUACUAACUGCUUCUUUUGCUCUAUUCUUCAAUGUCCUGUCCUCGGUUUGAUUUGCCUCUAAGCCUUGGAAAAAUUGCUUUCACUCGAAAAAAAAUGCCCAUGUCCAAUGAAAGGAGAGCGGAGAACGAAUCGAUAUACUGAAUCUGAUGCGUCACGGUAUGUUUAGAUUUCAUUCCAGGGCCUUACCAUUGCAAUCAACCAUCGUAGCAGAUAGUGGAUAGGAAACAAGGCCAUGACCACCCCACCUCUUGAUAGCGUGGGCACACUUGUGUCACGCCAGCUUGACAAAUUAUCCGGAAGGAAGAGGAAGGUCUUUACGCGAAGAGAAAUCAAAGAGACCUUUGGUUUAGUAAAUUCCAAAAUGUUCAGCCAAUUAAUAUGGAAAAGAAAAAAAAUUGAACUUUCCGUUGAGUGUCGGUUUUCUGAUCAAAAGUGUAGGAUUAAAUUUUCGACCAGCCUGUGUAGCAAUCGUUUCCGCGCGAACUCGAUGGGAGCGCUUGCUGUACAGGCUAAUUUUCGACUUUUAUUAUAAACUGUGUUUAGAGACUCCAACUGCCAGAACGGUAGUAGUUCUGCAAAGUCGUGCAUCACUACAUUUAUCAUAGCUAUAAACAAGGUUUAAAUUCGGAUCAAAAGCUUAGUUUAGAACUUUUAGGGCAAACGGGUCAUCCGUGAACCAUACGGUAUAUAAAAGAGAGUACAAACAAAGACAGAGUUUUAAAUUAAAAAUAGAUAACGGUCACUGGAAUUGAUUUUACACGGAAGUUAUGUUCUAGAAAGUGUUUAAAAAUGCGUAGCCAAAUAUUGUUCUUUGCCUCGUGCAUGCCUUCCAUGAAAAUCUGUUUCAUUUUUGUAUUUUUUAAAAAUCUCCCCCAUUAUCAAACCCUUGCUCGGUUGUAAUAUUCUGUUUCUUGUUUUGUUAAAAAAUUGAAUCUCGUCUAUAUAUUUUUUGUAAGGUGUAAUAUAUUCAAUCGCCUUCUUUUUUUAACAAAGCAUCACAGAUGAAAGCAGUAUUUCCUGUUACUUUUUUUAGACGACGCAUAAAUUACCGCGACAAAUCUCCGUGACGUGUUGGCGAACAAAAGAACGCGCUGAAUGGUUGGGGGAGAGAUACAAAGGCUUAAAGAGCCCUUCUAACCACCAAAAACGUGACAGUUAAACUAAGAAUGAUAUCUUUAAUAUUAGAAAAGUAUCUUGAGCCAACAAGUAGUGAAGUUGGAUUCACACGAGCUGAGUUUCUGUUUGCGUGAUCGGGUACCUUGUUGACGUAUGAGCGGGGAAUGUAAUGUUGACUGUACGUGUCGGGUGCGUUGACUACGUUCGUUACAUAAUUCAAUCAAGAAUUGUAAUUUCAUAGAAAGUUUUGAAGAUACACAGAUUUUAAUUUUUUCCAUUCUCUGGUUAAAAAGUCAUUUAUUUAACUUGAAAAUGACAGGAUUUUUAGCCUUCUGUCUAUGCACCUGCGUCGUAACCGGAUGUAGAAUUCUCAAAAAUCACGUUUUGGCCAAGGUUAUGUUUUGAUCACGUGGAGUGUAGGCUCUUUGGACACGUGACUUUUAGGAACCGGGUAGGGAAAAUGUCAUGUCGCGUUUCUUUUGAAGUUGUGAAACUGCUAAUUUCGUUCUGUAUUUUCUGUGUUUUUAGGCGGGUAUUUGCGGAUGUCCCGUCUGAGCCCGCACGAAAGGAAAAUGUUGUGUGAUUACUGCAACCAAGAAGCUUCUCUAACGUGUUCCCACUGUAGAAUAGCGAGUUAUUGUUGUACGGAACAUCGGAAAAAUGACUGGAAAUUACACAGGAGAAAAUGCAUGGGACAGCCAACUGCAAGAACAGGAACGCAUUUUACGGGAAUGAACAGUUAUAAUGUCAUGGACUUGGUUCAGAACAGUAUUACACAACAGGCAAAGUCUGUUGUUGAAACUUUGAGAGACAAAGGCUACUGUUAUAUCGACGAUUUUCACGGCGAUGACACUGCCAGGAAAAUUCUCAGCGAGGUAAAGUCCUUGCAUCAAGAUCACAAAUUCACCGACGGAGAGUUAGUUUCUUCAAAUGGCAACGGCAGUACGUUAAACAAGAAAAUACGGGACGAUAAAAUAGCGUGGAUAGACGGGAAAGAAGAUAACUGUGAGACAAUUUCGUAUCAUAUGAACGCUGUAAAUUUGCUGAUACGACAUUGUAAUGCACUUAUUGAAGAAUACGACAUCGAACACAGGACGAAGGUGAGACUUUUUAUUUCUUUUUGUGAUUAGAAGGUUCGACAAAAUCAUUCGUUUCGUCGAAAAACCUCGACCGUCUACCUCGCCCGUGACGUGUUUAAUUUGAAUAUACCAUUAAUUUACUCGUUAUGUUGCAUGCUAAGCCAUUUUCAAAUAAAUGAUUGAAUAAAAUUUUGGGCAGGAAAAUCUAUUCAUACAUUUUGGAAGGGAAGGAGAAACUCUCGAUUCGGUUGACAUAGACUGCAUCGGGGACACAAAUAACGCACCCCUCCCCCCUGGAUUUGUGUUUUCGUCGACGUGCGUUACUUCACGUACACAAAGGCUGUUUUUUUGCAGGGUCAGAACCAUAACAUUGAGAAAUUGAAAAAUGACGAAUGAUGAAAACAUAUUGUUUUAGGUAGUUUUUGUUUGGAGUUCCAAGUAGUAUCAUCUCUCCUCCGAACCUUGCUGCUUUUACCUUUCACCUUAAGUAGCCAUGUCGUUGCUAUAAAUUCUAAGAGCGUUUUGAUCAAAUUUGCAAAAUAAAAAUUAGACUCAAAUAUGCCAUAGCUACACUUUUGCUAUAAAAGCAAUAUUUAAAGCUGAAUUGCAUCUUGUAUACCUAGCCUUGGCCUUUAGAUAUUAUAACUUAAUUUUUGCUGAACUUUAAUAUCUAGAUUGUUCUUGAGAAUUUACAUAUGACACAGUAUAUCAUUUACCUCUGACAUUGCAUUAAACUGUAUUAUUAUGUAAGAUUGUGAGAUUGAUAGACACCGUCUUUCCUAAAGCUCCACCCAUGUCAUGCGGUUCAAACUUUGAGCUCGUGAUCAAAAUCCAGUAGUGUGACGAUUUGAAUAAAGCUCUGUGGCAUUACUUUUAGCUGGUGCUGUUUAUGUUUUGGCCAUUUACGAAGCAAAAUACAUUUUCAAAAUUUGAAAUCUUUUGUUUUAAAUUUUGAUUUUGGGCGUGUGUGUAUGUUAUACAUCAGCACCGCAAUUCCUCUUUGGACUUUGCAACUUGAUUUUCUGUGUUUCGGGUCAUACAUGUAUGUGCUCCAUCGUCAUAAACAAGGUGUUCUUCAGAAAAAUAUGCUUCUUCAUAUAUUGACCUGCUAUCUUUGUUGACUUUAGCUAGUCAUGAAGAAAAUUAGCUGCUUAGUGAAAUGUUUCAGUUAACACCUUUGUAGCGUUAACAGCAUGUAGGGUCCUGUGUGGCCUUCCUGUCUUAGAGCGUGUAAUUUAACUGACAACUUCAUGCUUUGUGAUUGCAAAGCUCCAAUUCCCUCUACUUUGUUGCAACAUGCUAUGAUAAACACUUAACAGUUUCUUCACACCUUUGAUUUGCAUGUGUCUUGGCUCAUUUCGGAAAAAGUUCAGUGGAUAUCUGCUGCCUAAAAUAGCUGCUGCAGUUCAUCAUUUAUUUUUGUCGAGCACAAUGAACAAUAACAAUAGAAUGAACGAUAACGAUAAACCAUGAUACAGCCAUGCACUUUUGGCCCACAGCUAAUGUGGGGGGCUGUCUGAAUAGUGAGAAUAAGUGGCGCAAUGUACUUGAAAUUCCUGUAUUUUGACAAACAUCUUGACACUUCACAUUUUGUUCACACUGAAAAGAAGUGUUUCUGUAUCUUGAGGGGUGGAGCCAGUACUGGAAAAGUUAUAGAGGGGGUAGGGAGAAUGAUGUCGUUAACAUUUUCUGGCAUCUUUUCAGUCUAUUUUCCUUUGCACAAAUAAUUUUUGUACUUUUCCCCACCUCCCCCCAUAAAUUUUCUAAUAAUAAUAUUAUUGUCCAAUAGAAUGGAUGAUAUGUAAAAGGACAAUUUAUUUUGUCCAGAAGUAUUCACUAAUAGCAAUAUAUGUUUAUUUUUUGAAGGCUAUGGUUGCCUGUUAUCCAGGUCUGGGUAGCGGAUACAAACGACAUGUUGAUAACCCAAAUGAGGAUGGCCGUUGCAUAACAACUUUAUAUUACCUUAACCCAGGGUGGACAGAAGAGGUGAGCAACAUUUUGUUGUCCUAUAUGUACUCAACAUUUCAUUCUUGUGAUAAUGGGAUAAGAAGUGAAUUUAUGAUAUGAAACACUGAAUAUGUGAACAGUCUCUAUAUGAAUGCUCCUUUGUGCAAGCUCUUAGUACCUCAACGAAUGAUGAUACUAGUGUAGAGACUAAAGGGACAAACACUAGACAGAUGCCUGUAUUUCAGAGGUCGUCAUGUAUGAUAUCAGUUUUUAAGGUAUCAAGUGACCCCAAAGUCAUCUUUUAGUUAUCAUGGUAUAGUUUGUCAAUAUCAAAGGUGUGAUAGUGUUUUAACCUUUCACUCCAAGCCUGAGGUGCAGAGACAUGCACUCGGUUCUGACUCUUCAGUCUUUUGACAAAAUCCUUAUUUUGAUCCUAAUUCGUGGAAACCUCUUCCAUGUAAUUUUCUAUCCCUGUGUACCAUUUGGUUCAGUUGGUUCUCAUCACAUUUUACACUUUCCUUAACUCUAUCUUUUUGGAAUUACAAGGGUAACAGGUUGUUUACAAAUGACAUUAGAGCUGUGUAAGUGAUUAAUAUGAACUGAAUCCUAACACUUUUUGCUAAGCUAUGUAUGAAGAUGUAUUUAUUGUUGUUCCUUUCUGCAGAGAGGUGGCAUGUUAAAGCUGUAUCCUGGUGGUGGUGAAGAGUAUGUCAAAAUUUUGCCUAAACUAGACAGACUGCUGCUGUUUUGGUCAGAUCGCAGAAAUCCACAUGAAGUAGAGCCAUCUCAUGAUGUGAGGUACGUUUAAUUUCAGACUGCUGGCCUCAUAUUUAGUGCUGUGAUUUCCCUAAGCGUGCCUUCAAACCAUUGGUUUUUUCCAAUUAAUUUGCCUGUACCCCUCAAAUCUAUAGACGUUUAUUAAAGCAAGUAUCAAUAUUAUUGUUAUUAAUAGUUUCUAUGGUGAUAGUAUUUGUCUGUAAGAAAUUCACUUUUUGCUUAUAAAGAGUUAAGAAGACCACCAAGCCAAUCACACAGAGAUCUUUUCCCAGUACUUAGACCACAGUUUAUGUUUUUUUUAUUCUGCUGAAAUCAAGGAGUAAAAAUGGGUAUUUGAAUGUUUAUUUCAAUCCGGGUAGACACCAAUCAUGCAUGGAAUAGCAGAAGAAUGAACUUCCUUUCUCUUGUACGUAGUAUAUAAAGUGGAAGAAAACUGCUGUUUCAGUUUUUGCUGCCACCAAAGUUUUAUUUGCCACACUCUCAUUGCUUAUAACACACCUUGUUUCUAAUUCUCCUGCAUGUGACAAGUAUGCCAAGAGAAAUUGAAGACAAUUCUUAUGCAAAAUGUUUGGGGCCAAAGAACACGUAUUAUUUGUGCUGCAAAGUGGCGAAAUACCUUAGAAAGCCUGAUUUGUUGUUUUUAGAACGUUGCACCACGUUAAAGGGUUUCCAGUCUUAAGGGUCAAAGCUAAAACACUCUUCAAAAAUAGCUGGAAACAUUUAAAUCAGACUAAAUAGCAGAACACAGCACUACUUAUUUACAUUUCAUUGUGGUAUCACCCCACUGAUUUGUAAUUAGUUGAUCCAGAGAUUGGUACACAAAGUCAUACUUUUUUUAAUAUUGUGCUAUGUUAAAUGAUGGUUGUGGCUUGUCAAGCCUCUUGUGUCAUGGCCCCUUUCAGACAUAAACUGAACAGAUUAUUUACUCGAAACACUCUGUUGUUGUUUUCAGAUAUGCUAUUACAUUGUGGUACUUUGACAAAAGUGAAAGAGCCAGGUUUAGAGGUAAGUAGGAACAACUUUGAGAUUAAUAAGCAUAAUUGCCAUAAUUCUGUAAAUUACUUUUCAAAGCGGGAGCUCUGGCAAAGUGAUAACCUGUUCAUAGUGAAAAUGACAUGCAUAAUCUGACUGCAUAUUGAGACAAAUAUUGAAGCUAAAAACUGUUUAAUUUUAGGCAGUAGUCACAUUUUGUCAGUCAUCUGUUGAUCAACGUAUCUGGCAGUUCCUUUACAACAGAUGAAAAGUGAACUCUCUUCCCGUUUUUGGAUGAGUGUUUGUCUCACAGUGGGAUUCUGAAACUUCAAAUGUUUACAGUGUACCCAGUUUCCUUAACCAAGGCAUACUCACCUGAAGUUUUGCAUGUAACCCUUCUCCCAGUAUGCUCAAUACCGAAAGAAUCCAAUUUUAUCCUCACUAAGGCAGCAGCCUUGACAGUGUAUUUAUGCAGGUGGAUAUUAUAGUUGUCUCAUUGUAUAUGUACAUCUGUUUGUUUCUUCCCAUCCUAGAGAGACAAGAAAGCCUUGCAAUUAAAGAAGCCAAUACCAAGAAUAAUGUAAGUCAAUGGAAGUUGAGCUGUUUGUGUAGAUUGACUCUCUUUAAGCUCUCUGUAGUUGCAGUACAGUGACUGCAAUGUCGUCAGCAAGUUAUCAUGUCAUCUUUUUUACACUAGAAUUUAUGAGAAACAACUGCUGUAAAAUCUAGCCAAAAUAUAUACAGCCAUUUCGAGAAAGGUUGUCGGAAAAAGUGCACUUGACAAUCCCGUAAGGUAUUGUGGGUGGUUUUAAGUUCGCUGUUUUUCAAGGGAAUUUGAAAGAAUGACAUGAUAGGCCAUGGACAUAUGUUUGCAAGUGCUAAAGGAAAGCAACAAAAGUAGGUUUGACAGCUACAGUGUCAGGAACAGUAUAUUGAUCAUAUCCCAUAUUACCUUUCGGGAUUGUCGCGCGCACGUAUUUUCCGACAACCUUUCUCAAAAUAGCUGUAUGCCUAAACUAGUGAGGCUCUCUUACGGUAAAAUUACAACAAGUGACAUGGCCUUGAAACAGUGACAUGAAGACAGACAGAUGAAAUGUUGACAAACAACGUGAAGAUGGGUUAAAAUAGUAACAGUGACGAGGACCACUGCAAAUACAAUAGUGACGACCAACAGCGACGUGGCCUCCUCCUCAAUAUGCAAAAUUACCUGUUUUGAAUUUUGGACUAGGAAUAUACCUGCCCCCUCUAAGAGUGCCUCACUAUAGUGAAAUUCUCCUUUUUGUGAGGGUUUAUAACUGGGACUUUUUUUGCACACCCGUUAAGUUAUUCGAGUCCCCACAUUUUAGGGUAACUGUUCAUACAGUUGCUUGGUGCUUCUCACAGUGCCAAUUUUUCAACAGCAAGUGAAAUUGUAAUAUAUUUUUAAUGCUUGUGUUUUAUUUUGUUUUUUCGCAGGAGAAGGUCAAACAAGACAAGAGUACAAAGGAAGAUAGGGAAGCUAUAGAAUAGCAGUGUCCUUGUUGUACAUAUGUGGAAAAAAAUUAAUGUGGUGGCAAUGAAUCUCUAGUACAGGUCACUACAUGGAAAAAAGAAUCCCAAAUGCUCUUUGCUGCUUUAACUUUAAACUCAAAAUGCUCUGACAGAAGAGGAUAAUAGUUAACAAGAAUUCUUUAUUGAUUUACAGUAGAUUAAGGUGGCUCUUAACAUUUACGUCCUCCUUUAGGUCAUUAAUAUGUUAUAUUCUCCAAUGUUCUUUGGAAUUGUAAAGAUUGUUACCGCUUUGCUCAGUUUCAUUUGGUUAUUAAAAGUAAGCACUGCUGCAAAAGUUAUGUAAAAUAAUGUUGUGGCUUAGCUUUGUUGUACACCAAUGAUGCUUGGCAUCGUUUCAUAGCGGAACGCUUUCACUCCUGAUGGUAGCAAAUCACAAAAAAAAAUUCACAACAUUUGAAAAUUGUAAAAUGCUAAGAAUUAAAUAGCACCAUACACAAGGUUUACCCAAGGGGUUUCAUUUGCAUGGUAACAUCAUAGGAUUCUGUCCACAUUACAGUGAUAGAUACUCCCACCAUAGCUUGGUGUGGGAGUGAAAGAGUUAAUGCUACCCGUAAAGAAUAGCUUACUAGUAUGAAAGAAGAAUCUCAAAGUUUAUCACAAGUUUAGGGAUUUUAUGAAAGCAAACCUCCAUUAUUAGUUUUUAGUCUCCGAGCCACCGUACAUAAUAUAAGCACUUCCAAGAAAAACAGUCAACAGUAAUUUUUUUCUUACUGUUUUGGUUGACUAAGGUUGAAGUUGGGAAAAACAACAAAAAGAACAGGUGGUAACUGGAGGCCAUCCAGCCAACCAAAAACGUGCGAUUGUAAAUUUCACAUAUUUUUUCAGUUAUUCAAAAGUUUACUCAAUUUUCUGUUCCAAUAAUUUUUGUUCCCAAAUAUUACUCAUUGUUUCUUUUCAACACUUCUGCUUUAAAAUUCUCUAUAUUUCAAUAAUUUUUGGUUGAAUAGAUGGUCAUCACUUUUCUGUAAUUAGAGGAUAAGCCAAAUGCAUUUUAUGUAAUUCCAAAAUCUGGAGAAGGAAUUUCUAAAAAACAGCAAUGCAUAAGUUGUUUAUCUGUAUUCUCUAGCUGUAGUGUCAAUAAUGUUCAAUUCAAAUUUCCUUCAACAGUUUUUAUGCAACAUAUAAAACAAUAAUUUGUAUAUUACAAAACGCGCCUCGUAAGCUUUGUAACAUACAGCUAUAUGGCAAUGACCCUUUAAUCCCUGAAAUCAAAAUGCAAGUUUGUCAUUUUUUAGGCCAUAAAUUCCCUUUAAGUAUUGACUUUCAUUGUCUUACUGAUGGAGUUGGCAGCGACAUCACAAGAAGAAAUUACUUGUUUAUCACUGUUUAUUAAAGGGUUAUCUUUUUUAAACUCUUAGGGUUGCUUAUGAUGAUGAACUACUUUAAAAAAAUCCCGGCAGUUUUGAUACAGUCAAUUCUUACCACCCUCUUGAAUGUUGGGACUUAUACCCUGUGUCCCUCUUGCAAAGGUGUCUACCUUUUGGAGAGAACAAACUCAGGUGUCCCUCUAGAGAGUUGAAUGUAUUGUUGAGUAUCUAAAGAGAGAGAUAUGCUGUAGUAACAUGUACAAGUGUUCUUGAGGACAUUUCAUCAGAAUUCUCACACCAUAUGAUUUGAUCUUUUCUUCAUUCGUAUAACCUCUUUUGACUCUGGGGUUGUAGAGUUUAUUAUACAGUCAUGUAAAUGCAACAAAGUUAUGGUGAUUGGUUUAUUGCAAUUACAUGUAAAGUUAUUUUGCUUAAGCAGCUGUUGUUAAUAUGUUUUAUUUAUGAAAAAUUGAAAAAAAGAGGCGAGAGGGGCAGAAGCUUCCAGUUUCUCCGUCAAAUAUUUUUUCGUAUUUUUGGAAUUUUUAGCCUUGGUCACAGGUUAAUAACAGAGACAUUGUCAUUUGACUGAAAUGGAAGCUUUUAUAUAAAUAAAAAAGAAUAAUAUGAUAUAGUGUAGUAAACAUUUCCCCAGAAAAGCAUAAUAGUAAGUUUGUAUUUGUUACUUGCUCUGUUAGGUACGCAGUGAUUUACAAUGUUAAUCGUCGUCAUCCUAUCAUGUGUUAGAAGUGAAAAUGUUUUCUUUCCUUUUCUUUCUAUCUAUUCAGUGAAAGUGUAAACGCUACAGUUUAGAUGCAAUCUUAACAAAGCCCAGACUGUGUAUAACCUCGAAGAUUACAAAUGUUGCAUUUCAAUUCAAUUAAAACUAUGCGUUACAUAACUUUAUUGCAUUAUAGACGUAACUUGUUUAGGGUAGGAGUGGAUUUGUUUCAAUGCAGAAUAAAUUGUAAAAGCAACACAUAGCUAGUCCCCCUUCUUUCUAACAUUUUUUAGCGAUUAGUCCAUUUACGUCAUUAGGCCACUUCCACAUUUCCCAUAAUGCACCUUAUUUGCU
Messenger RNA from Porites lobata, 16804 nucleotides. NCBI's taxonomy places the organism in Eukaryota, Metazoa, Cnidaria, Anthozoa, Scleractinia, Poritidae. The record is from the annotation of a GenBank genome assembly.